This is a messenger RNA of Cicer arietinum (chickpea), 816 nucleotides long. The record is from RefSeq and is a predicted model, not a curated record. Lineage: Eukaryota; Viridiplantae; Streptophyta; Magnoliopsida; Fabales; Fabaceae.
AUGGACAGCUCAUUGCAAGCUCAUACAUCCUACUUUACAACUCAUUUCGUGUUGUCACAAGUUGUCAAGAGAAUGAGGAAACUCUUGUAUCAUGUUCAUACAAAAGAGUAUAAUUGCCAAGAUGAAGAGGUCUUUUACCCAAAUUCUCACCAAGGGGAAGAAAGUGAAAGAGAGCGUUCUCCCUCUCCACCACCUCGCCCAUCACCACCACACACAUCUUCUGCCUCUCCCUCUUCUCACACUAGUCAAGAAGUUCUAAACCUCAUUCAUUUGUCUACCUUUCUUCCACCACUAUACACUCGUCCUACACCAAACUUCGCUCAAGUGCCUCCCCAUCUUCGCACUAGAAUCACUCCUCCACGCCGCUCCAUGCGUGUCCAGUCUAGUAUUGGUACGUCAAAAUCCAUGAACCCUAAACCACAUUAUUUCAUCAUUUCAGACUCUGAGAGUGAUGACUCGUCUGAUUCGUGUCCCCCAGUAGGAGAAUCACCAACACAAACUGAACCACAAAGAAACACGAUGCCCACAGCACCAACACCACCACCACAAAUUCCAUCAACAACUACUAACCCUUCGACACCCUCAAAGUUGGCCUUCUCUUCUGAACCUUCGCACUCAACUCCUCCCCAUCAAAAACGGAGAUCGUUAAAUGACAUCGUUUCCCCUUCCACAAACCAAAAAGAACCACUCUCUCAACCAAAACCACCAACUAAACACAUGAGAACCAAAAACACAAUCACUAUUGCUCAAUUUCUUGCUCGAAAAAAUCUCCCAAAUCCUCAGAGAAAGAAAACGCUUGCCCCAAAAAAAACUUAA